ACCUGGAUUUUAAAUUUGAUUUUGGACUGUACUGUAUGAGUGUAUAGUCAUGACGGUGUGUUUCGGGGUCCUGCUACUGCUGGUGCUAUUUGCAUGUGGACACAUCGACAGCUUAGAAGCCCCAGCAAGAACGUUUGCAAUAGAUUAUGAACACAAUUGCUUUCGGAAGGAUGGAAUGCAAUUUCGCUACAUAUCAGGAAGCAUUCAUUACUCCAGAAUCCCACGCUUUUAUUGGAAAGACCGUCUGGUAAAGAUGAAGAUGGCAGGACUGGAUGCAAUUUACACGUAUGUACCAUGGAACUUUCACGAGCAAAAGCCAGGAGUGUAUAACUUUUCUGGAGAUCAUGAUAUUGUGUCUUUCUUGCAACUUGCCAAUGAAAUUGGACUACUGGUUAUACUGAGAGCUGGUCCCUAUAUCUGUGCAGAAUGGGAUAUGGGAGGUUUACCAGCUUGGCUUCUUGCAAAAAAGUCUAUUGUUCUACGAUCUUCUGACCCAGAUUAUCUUCAAGCUGUUGACAGCUGGAUGGGUGUGUUCCUACCAAAGAUCAAACCUUUGCUAUAUCAAAAUGGUGGACCUAUUAUAACAGUCCAGGUUGAAAAUGAGUUUGGAAGCUAUUAUACAUGUGACUACAAUUAUUUACGACAUCUUUUGAAACUUUUCCGAUAUUAUUUAGGAAAUGACGUAGUUUUAUUUACAACCGAUGGAUCAGGGCUGCCAUAUGUAAAAUGUGGAUCAAUUCAAGGCUUGUAUACCACUGUGGAUUUUGGACCAGGGACUAAUGUGACUGCAGCAUUUCUAGUUCAAAGAUACAGCGAGCCAAAAGGUCCCUUAAUUAACUCAGAGUUUUACACUGGCUGGUUGGAUCACUGGGGAUCACCACACGCUGUAGUUUCAACAGACAGAGUGGUUAAUACUUUAAGUGAAAUACUUGCACAUGGAGCAAAUGUUAACAUGUAUAUGUUUAUAGGAGGGACCAACUUUGGCUACUGGAAUGGAGCAAACACUCCAUAUGCACCACAGCCAACAAGUUAUGACUACGAUGCUCCCCUUUCUGAAGCUGGUGACCUGACUGAUAAAUAUUUUGCUAUUCGCGAUGUUAUUAAAAAGUAUAAACAGAUUCCAGAAGGCCCUAUUCCACCCACAACGCCCAAAUUUGCCUAUGGAGAGAUUAACUUGGAAAAGGUAAACUCCGUUCUUGAGGCUUUGGAUGUUUUGGCACCUUAUGGUUCAAUAAAAAGUGCUUAUCCACUGACAUUUGAUGAAAUUAAGCAGUACUUUGGUUUUGUGCUGUACAGAACUAAAUUGCCAGAGACUUACAGUGAUCCAGCACUACUGACUACAUUCAUUAAUGGAAUCCGUGAUCGUGCCUAUGUGGCUGUUAAUGGGGUUACUCAAGGCAUACUGGAAAGAGACAAAGUGAUGUCCAUCAAUAUUACUGGAAUCAAAGGCUCCCAGCUGGAUUUGCUUGUGGAAAGUAUGGGCAGAGUUAACUUUGGGAGAUUCAAUAAUGACUUCAAAGGACUCCUUACCAAUGUUACAAUCAAAGGACGUACCCUUGCUAACUGGACAAUGUAUCCUUUAGACAUUGACACUGCAGUCAUAAAUGGACUUCUGUCCAAAACAUCAGGUCUGAGAACUUGUAACUUUACAGCACCUACUUUUUACAAAGGUCAACUUAUCAUUCCCAGUGGCAUUCCUGACUUUCCACAGGACACCUUUAUCAAGUUCACUGGGUGGGCAAAGGGACAAAUCUGGAUCAAUGGAUUCAAUCUGGGACGUUACUGGCCAGCUAGAGGACCUCAAGUUACAUUAUAUGUUCCAGUGCACAUAUUAACAACCGCUCAAGCUAACAAUAUUACUGUCUUGGAGCUAGAAGGUUCUCCGUGUGACACUGGAAAAUGCGUAGUGGAGUUUGUCGACAAGCCUAUACUCAAUAAAAAUCCUGGACGCUUUGUGGAAGAAUUUAAGUUUGACAACAGAGAAUGACUCUGCAACCUUCACUAUAUUGGAUUUAAUAACCGUUAUGAACAGGUUUUAUUACAGUAAAUAAAUGCAUAUUGAAAGAAAGACAAUGUACCACUGGAAAAUAUUGAACUAUCAAGUACAUUUGACAAAAUGCUUAUUAAUGCAUUAUGAUCAGGGUUUGUUUUAUUUAAAUCACUAGUUGGUAAGAUUUGAUUUAAAUCAUAAUUUUAUGCUGGUUAAAUAUCUUAAAUUUUUGCAGCCAGAUGAAGAUUCAAUGCUUAGAAUAAUAAUUUUUUAUAUUCGCUUAACCGUUAUCAGAACUGAUUGUUAUAUACCAUGAGAAAUACAUAAUAACAAUGAUUCAAUUAUUGCAAGCUGUACUAUAACCAGCUUAAUCACGGAUAUUUGGAGAAAAACUUAAAUUAAAGGUGCUUAUUGUGUGUAAAUAGAUUUGCAGAAUUAAGGUAUUUUCUGAACUUCACAUGUUUGUAUUUUUUUAAAAUCAUUUUUCGUGUGAAAAGGCUUAUUUAUGGACACAAGUAAAAUUGGCUUUGAUUAAUGGAAUUACUUUAUCAAAAAUAUAAAUAUUGCAUAAAGCAUUUUAAG
Pelobates fuscus (common spadefoot toad) is the source of this 2572-nucleotide messenger RNA. It is a transcript of the gene GLB1, whose product is annotated as galactosidase beta 1. Gene Ontology annotation, cellular component: vacuole. Gene Ontology annotation, biological process: carbohydrate metabolic process. The transcript is spliced from 16 exons. Lineage: Eukaryota; Metazoa; Chordata; Amphibia; Anura; Pelobatidae. Gene Ontology annotation, molecular function: beta-galactosidase activity. The coding region runs from base 50 to 1987 and encodes 645 amino acids. The record is from RefSeq and is a predicted model, not a curated record.